Paracoccidioides brasiliensis Pb18 is the source of this 945-nucleotide messenger RNA. Its product is annotated as dTDP-4-dehydrorhamnose reductase. Gene Ontology annotation, molecular function: methionine adenosyltransferase regulator activity. The transcript has 3 exons. The coding region runs from base 1 to 945 and encodes 314 amino acids. Gene Ontology annotation, biological process: S-adenosylmethionine biosynthetic process. Gene Ontology annotation, cellular component: methionine adenosyltransferase complex. The record is from RefSeq and is a predicted model, not a curated record.
AUGUCACGAACAGUCCUGAUCACAGGUGCUACGGGUCUUCUCGGGCGCCAGGUCCUCAACGCCUUUGAGCGAGACAGCCUCAAUUGGAAAACUAUCGGACAAGGUUUCUCAAGAGCGGGGCCUGGAACCGCGGCUUCAGAUACAGAUGCGGAGAUUAUCAAGGCGGACUUGACAGAUGAAAGUGAGAUUGUAGCAUUACUGGAUCGGACGAAGCCGCAGGUUGUCGUGCAUUGCGCCGCCAACCGCUUCCCAGAUAAAUGCGACUUAGACCAAGACGCGGCCCGCAAAAUAAACGUAGCCGCCACCAAGUCCCUCGCUAGAGAAACCUCUGCCCGAUCCAUCCUUCUUAUCUACAUCUCGACAGACUACGUAUUCCCCGGCAAACCAGAUGAAGCACCAUAUGAAGUCUCCGCGAAGACCGAACCACCAAACAUCUACGGAGAGACGAAGCGAGAUGGCGAGAUUGCAGUGUUAGAGGAGACAAGGCAGUCGGGGCUUGGCGUGGUCCUACGUGUCCCCGUGCUGUAUGGGCCAACAAAGCAGAAUAGCGAGAGCGCGGUGAAUGUUCUUGUCGAUGCGGUGUGGAAGGCGCAGGAUGUGAAUGCCGGGAUUAAGAUGGAUGAUUGGGCGAUAAGAUACCCGACGCAUACGGCAGAUGUAGGCAGGGUGUGCCAUGAUAUCGCUGUGAAGUAUCUUGGUGACGAGGAGGACGUCAAGGCGCUUCCCAGGAUCCUGCAGUUUUCGUCAGAGGAUCGGAUGACUAAGUAUGAAAUUUGCCAGAAGCUGGCGGAGAUUUUGGGCCUGCCGUUACCUGGGAUGAUACCGGUGAAGGAGGGGCCGAAGCCAGGGGAGGUACAGAGGCCGUAUGAUACGCAUUUGUCGACGAGGGAGCUGCAACGAAUUGGAAUUGGGGUUGAAACGCAGUCGUUCAUUGCCUGGUGGUGA